UGAUCAUGCAACCCCAAAAAUACAAAAAUCUGAACUAUCCCUUUUAAAGUAAUCACGUGAUGUGCACAGAGACCAUCUUACCUGGAAUGUGAGUGAACUAACUAACUUGUGUUGUGUUGCAUUCAUAGAAGAAAAACAGGGAGCAUUUUCUAAAGAAACGGAAUAAGAGGACAGGUGAUAGCAGUAUGUCUGUUGCAACAUUUUUAAGAUUUUUUUAAGCUAUUUUAAUGCUUCAGUUCCUUUAUAAUACUUUAACACUUACGUGCCUUAUUCAGUAAACAUAAACACAACACAGACACAAAUCAGAGGGUGUGUGUGAGAAGCUUUGAUGGAUGUUUACAGAGAACUAUGAGAGUCCAUGCAAGGACACAGUGUUGAAUGCUUUGCGUGAGAGGGGAUGACAUUAAGCUUGUUAAUAGUUUUUUUUUUUUUAAUUCAAUGCUAUUUAUUGCUAAAACAACACUUUUCUGUCUUAUUCGGGAAGAGAUCACACAGCAGACUCUCAGCAGUCUGACCGAUUAUGGCGUGUGUUGUGUGUGUGUGUGUGUCCUGAUAACAUCCCGACAGACUGGCCUCUAGCCAGCCAUGGGCAAACUCACCCUGCUGUUUGAUGUCGAGGGUUGGCUCCAGGCAGACCAACCAUUGUGUCCCAAACAAUGAACCCCAGAGCCACUGAACUAUAAACAUGUCCCUUUGGGGGGCGUUUUCCUCAGAUUCUGUGCAGGAGACACCCAAAGUCAGGAAACCUGACCUGACUUUUCCAAAUUUAGCAACUCUAAAGCCUCAAAUGCUGCUGACUUGGCAUCCAGAAUUGCCUGUCUGCUUCUCCAAUAAUGUAAUAAUACACUUGGAAUGUUGACUGAGUCUCGAGUCUGGGGUCUUAUCACAUCUUGUAAUCCAGGAAAUUUGGUUAAAUUCCAUAUCAGGAAUAAAAAAACGUUGCCUCACUUGAUAUGUUUUUGUAAAAUUGACAACUGGUGGUUAUUUAUCAGGGGGGAAGGGGGUGGUGCAUAACAAUAUCAAAUAUUGUUUUAAACACUGGGGCAGGACUUUUUAAUUAUGGCUUAGAGGAGAAGCAUACAAAUUUAAAUGGCUGCAUUUUGUAUUUAUUUUUUAUUGCUGAUUUUUACAGAAAACAAGCCAAUCCUGCCGGUUUGGAAGGCAUGUUGCCUUUACAAAUCACCAAAAUUUCACCAUUUAUCAUAGCCAGAAACUGUAAAAAGCAUUGGCUUUUCAAAUUCUUGAUGUUCCUUGAACACAUUAUGUUGAAAGAAAUGCUUCCAUCAGAAAAAAACAUAACCAAAUCUAAGCUUAAAUAGUGGUGUUUCAUCAAAAUCAAUUUAUUCUACAUGUCUCAUUUCAAAUUUUGCCAAAUGUAAACUGUCCACAUCACCAAGGUUUUUUUCAACUCCAGGAUUUUAUCUCCAGCUUUUAACUUCAACUUUCAAACAUCAAAGGGUGAGUUUUUUGAAAAUAACUAAUUUAUGAUGGAGUAUGAUGGAGUCAAGUAAAAACAUUUGUAGCUUCAGGGAAGGUCAAACAAAAAGAGAAGAAGUGAAGAACAGUCCCUUACUGAUCUAUAUACUGUUGCAUUACAUUCACACAGUCUUGACACAGUUGUAGAGUGUGGCCUAGUUAUUAAGACACUCCUUUAUCUAAAGGACCUGGUCUCUAUCGCAUAUGUUCGCAAGCAUCUGCCCUACUGAGGUGUCCCUGAACCUGAGCAUCAAACUCAGUCACAGGAGUCAGAAUUAGACUGUUGUCAUCUCAGUGAUUUGCCCUGCAGUACCCACUGUCCACCAGCUGUGGUCGCUGCUGAGAUCCCUCAGUGUACAGAGGCCUUCCGGUUCCUCUGGCAGAUCAGCUGACUCUGAUGCUGCUGUCAGGAGACCUCACCAACUGUACUGAAUGGCAACUUUGAAAAUCAUCAAGCCAUAGAAACACUAUUAACAACUACAUUUUUCACGUUAACGGCCACACUUGUUAUUCACAGUUAUUUCUAGCUGCACCAGUGCUGUAACCAUGACAGAGUUUUGGUUGAUCUCUGCUCCGGGAGAGAAGACCUGCCAGCAAACAUGGGACAAAAUGAUGGCAGCCACUACACGUACCAACAACCUUUCCACCAACCACAAGUUCAACAUCCCAGACCUCAAGGUGGGGACACUCGAUGUCUUGGUCGGGCUGUCGGAUGAACUGGCCAAGUUAGACUCCUUUGUUGAAAGUGUGGUGAAGAAGGUUGCUCAGUACAUGGCUGAUGUGCUGGAAGACAGUCGAGACAAAGUACAGGAAAACCUGCUGGCCAACGGAGUUGAUCUUGUCACCUACAUCACACGAUUUCAGUGGGACAUGGCAAAAUAUCCCAUCAAACAGUCACUUAAAAACAUCUCUGAAAUCAUCUCAAAGCAAGUUACCCAGAUUGACAAUGACCUGAAGACCAGAGCAUCAGCUUAUAACAACCUGAAGGGAAACCUGCAGAACUUGGAAAGGAAGAAUGCGGGGAGCUUGCUGACCAGGAGCCUGGCUGACAUAGUCAAGAAGGAAGACUUUGUACUUGACUCAGAGUACCUCAUCACUCUGCUAGUAGUCGUACCAAAGACGGCAUACACUGACUGGCAGAAAACAUAUGAAACGCUGGCUGAGAUGGUGGUGCCUCGAUCUUCAAAUCUGCUAUUUGAGGACAAUGACAGCGGACUAUUCAGUGUCACUCUAUUUAUGAAAGCCAUUGACGACUUCAAGCACAAAGCCAGAGAGAACAAGUUCACAGUGAGAGACUUUCAGUACAAUGAGGAGGAGAUGAAGGCGGACAAAGAGGAGAUGACUCGGCUCUCCACAGAUAAGAAGAAGCAGUUUGGCCCACUUGUCCGAUGGCUGAAGGUGAACUUCAGUGAAGCCUUCAUCGCGUGGAUUCACAUUAAAGCACUAAGGGUCUUUGUGGAAUCUGUUUUAAGAUAUGGGCUGCCGGUGAACUUCCAGGCCAUGCUCCUGCAGCCAAGCAAGAAGAACAUGAAGAAGCUGAGGGAGGUGCUGAAUGACCUGUACAAACAUCUGGACAGCAGUGCAGCAGCUAUCAUUGAUUCUGCGAUGGACAUCCCGGGUCUAAACCUGAGCCAGCAGGAGUAUUAUCCUUACGUCUACUACAAGAUUGAUUGCAACCUGUUGGACUUUAAAGUUUAACACUUAUUGUCUUUAUCUUGAGUACUGAUUAAGUUGGACCUUUCCUGGUGCAAACCUCCUCCUCCUCCCCCGCUGUGUGUCUCCUCACUGUCCCAUCUCCCAAUCAGCUGCUUGAGCGACAACGCUGCAUGUUCAUUCCUUGUGGUGAAAAAGCUCGUCAGCAAGCUUCUUCCACUUUUACAAGCAAGGAACAAAAAAAAAGGACUUUUAAUUAUUGUUUUUGUUUACAGUUUGUUUUUCUUCUCAAGCCACACAGAUAAUUAGCUUUUUUUGACGUGAAGUGGAUAAACAAAUCAUUUUGGAAAGUUGUAUAUUUACUGUCAUUCCAUUGCUGGUGUGUAUUGAUAGCUUGUGUAUCGAUGUUCAGAGAUUUAUGUUUACAUACUGGCGAUGCUAUCACCGUACCCAUGGCAAACAGAUCAGAUGUGUGUUUCUGAGACUGCAGGGUCACCCUUGCAGACACUGUGCAACAAAGAUGUGAUAUGAGUGUGUGUUGUUGUCUCAUGUUGUGUAUAUUUGCUGUCAAAUAAGAUCUGUAUCAGAGUAUUGUGUAAGCCAUUGAUUGAAUUAAUAUGAUUGAUGAAUAAAUCAUAUCAAACAUGUGAAUUUGUCAACUGCUGAAUAAAUGAGCAUGUAUGUAUAUAA
This is a messenger RNA of Epinephelus fuscoguttatus (brown-marbled grouper), 3819 nucleotides long. It is a transcript of the gene atp6v1c1a, whose product is annotated as ATPase H+ transporting V1 subunit C1a. Gene Ontology annotation, cellular component: vacuolar proton-transporting V-type ATPase, V1 domain; lysosomal membrane. The coding region runs from base 2023 to 3174 and encodes 383 amino acids. Gene Ontology annotation, molecular function: proton-transporting ATPase activity, rotational mechanism. The transcript has 13 exons. The record is from RefSeq and is a predicted model, not a curated record. Lineage: Eukaryota; Metazoa; Chordata; Actinopteri; Perciformes; Serranidae. Gene Ontology annotation, biological process: proton transmembrane transport.